ACGCAGUAACCUCCGCCCUGCACCCUCUGUGUGUGCUGGUGCUGUGUGACCUCGCCCAUUCUCAGGGUGGGGCAGAGCCUUACUGACUGGUUGAGCUUGUCUGCGGUGUUGCCUGAACCUGAUCACAGUGGAAGACACCUGUCAAACAGAGAGGAGCGUCUGAUAACGCAGACUGAUUGCACAGACCAAAAAGGCAUCACCAUAAAGAAGCUCAUAGCAGUACAGACAGCCAACGACCAUGUCGAAAGAAGGGGAUCGUCAGUCGGUACUACGGACCACGAAGGUCCGGACCUCCCUUAAGGGAGACAGCAGCUGGAUCCAGUCGCGCUCAGAACCACAACCUGAGCAGCAGAAGUCAUGGUUAGCGCAGGUGAAGGCGACACCUCCCAUCUCAGAGCUAAGCCCCCCCCCAUCUCCCACUGCUGCCUCAGCAGCCACCGAUCCCAGCUCUCCCACCACCACACAGGCCCCCACACCAUCUUCAGGUUACCUUAUCAGGGGUGUUUUCACAAAAACCAACAAUGAAAAAGCGCCUGCAUCCAAUGGAACCAGUAGCCCGUCCGGCACCUUCCUUAAGAAGCCCACUGACAGCUACAAGAAGAUAGCCCCUCACAUCGUCCGGUCAGGUAGCAGCAGCUCCUACCUGGAUGAUGGGACGCUGUCUUCUGAGGAACAGGACAAGCGGACGGAGGCCGCCAGCAAUGUGCUGAAGUCAUCCGCAUCCCGGCAGCGCUCUUACGUCCUCUCAGCAGCUAAGAAAUACGAGUCCGUAGAAAAGCCACAAGAUGCUGGUCUGCCGUUCGUGGCUAAACGGGUGGUGAUUGAUGACGAGGAUGACAUUAGUCACAAAGACAAAGGAAUGGAUAACACGGCGCCCCCUGUUGGUAGCCAACAAACAGCUGCGCAGUCUGUACUGCCCUCAAGCUCGGUGGAGACGCCGAAAGUGCCCCCUCCUUCUGCUCCUGCCCCUGUCGUCUCCACCAGCCCCAAAGAGUCUAAGCCAGUCGUGGAACAGAAAACCGAGACCCCUGCUGUUAAGAGCAGCUCAGUGGAAAUGCCCAAAGUGCCCCCAGCUGUUGUUCCUGCCCCGGUCGUCCCCACCAGCACCUCUAAAGAUGCUAAACCGGUUGAAGACCUGAAAAAGACAGAGACCCCAGCAGUUAAGGCCUGUUCACCUGCUAAAGCUGAACAAGCCCCAAAGCCCAGGAAAAACUUAGACAAUCAGGACCUCAUCUCUCUGGCUGAAAGUGGGGAAAAGUUUUUAGACCCCCUUCCCAGUGUACCUGAGAGCCAUAAGACUCAGAUAGAUCAGAAAACAAGCAUCUCAUUGGACACGCUGGCUGAUGAUGUCAUCCCAUUCGGCAUUAAAUCCAUCAGCAGCAGUGACUCAGCCAAAGCCAAGGAACCCAUUACUACCCAGAGAGGCACAGAGCAGAAAGCCAGAGAAGGUCCUUCCAGCACACAGACAGUGACCACAUCUGUCACAAAAAUCAUCUCCACAGAUCCCAGUCCUCUUAAAGAACCACCCAAAUCCAGUGAUAUCAGUGUCAUGGAUCUGUUUGACCCUUUUCCUGUGGACCCCAACAAAAGAUCCACAACGCCAGUUUCUCCAUUGAAAAGAACAGAGGACAGCUUUGAGGAGGACCUUAAUGACCUCUGUGAUGACCAGGAAAAUUUCAGUAUCACAGUGGAGAAAAUUGAGCCACACAAUCCGUCACCAUCUCCAAUGGACAGCUCCUUUGAAGCCACUAGCCAGAAAGCCACCCCCUCGGAAACUGAAUCCAAGAAGGGUAUUGUGCUACUGAAGGAAUACGUCAACACGAAACCGGCUACAGGGAUCUCCAACAACGACCUAUUCUCCGGCGACUAUAUUUCAUCCAGUGUUUCCAGUUACAACUACAGCAGCCCUACAUCUAUCUCCAGCACAUCGAGCGCCUGCACAUACUGUGGGCUGCCAGUGGGCAGUGAGGCCAAGAUCACCAUUGAGCACCUGAACAUCUCUUGCCACCCAGCCUGCUUCAAGUGUGGCAUGUGUGGUAAGCCCAUGGGAGACCUGCUGUACAGCAUGUUCCUGCACAAAGGUGUGGUCCACUGCGAGAGCUGCUACGCCAACACCAUCUAGAGAGACAAAAGGUGCAGCUGAGGGUCAGAAGCCAGAUGUGACGCAAGAAAUAUACUUUGGCAUAUUUUUCUCUAAUGCAUUACCACAUUCUUGAAAGUAAUACAUAGAUUAAUGUGAAAAUUACUAUGAGAAUUGAACCAUUACAGCUGGUUAUAUUAUAUGGUUUGAAUUUCCAUAGAGCUAUUGUGUAAGACUGAUACUUCAGGAAUAGAGGUCUAUCGCAUCAAGUUACUUCCACUGAUAUGAACAGGACAUAUAUCCUUUGACCAUUGACCACUCCCGUCAACUUCAUAUUGAGUUGCAUUUUUUCAAUAUUUGAACUAUACUAAUCGAACAAUGUAGUGCUAUAAUACAUUAAUGUGUGCCUUAUUGUUAUUGUCAAAUCUAGCAGAAUAUAACUAUGCUUGUGUACUAUCAAUAAACUAAUCCACAAACAUGUACCACCUUUUUGUUUAAUUCUAUAAAAACAAUAAAAUACAGUUUAAUAUGUA
Paramormyrops kingsleyae is the source of this 2613-nucleotide messenger RNA. The record is from RefSeq and is a predicted model, not a curated record. Lineage: Eukaryota; Metazoa; Chordata; Actinopteri; Osteoglossiformes; Mormyridae.